Drosophila willistoni is the source of this 1155-nucleotide messenger RNA. It is a transcript of the gene l(3)72Dr, whose product is annotated as gamma-glutamyl hydrolase. The record is from RefSeq and is a predicted model, not a curated record. Lineage: Eukaryota; Metazoa; Arthropoda; Insecta; Diptera; Drosophilidae. Gene Ontology annotation, cellular component: vacuole. Gene Ontology annotation, biological process: tetrahydrofolylpolyglutamate metabolic process. Gene Ontology annotation, molecular function: gamma-glutamyl-peptidase activity.
UUUGUGAUAGGGCCAGUGCCAAUCAGUCCGGUUGUCUCGUAACACCAUGUCGGCACAUUCUUCUUGCUGCCUGACCCCUACACCAAAUAUUGGAAUACUCUGCAUAGAUAUUGCAACUACGCUUCAAAUUCAUUUUGGCAAGAAAUGGUACAGCUAUUUGGUCGCAUCAUAUGUUAAAUAUUUGGAAGCAUCAGGUGCGCAUGUGGUGCCCAUCUGGAUCGGACGUAAUCGUUCUUACUAUUUAAAUAUGAUGAGCAAACUUAAUGGCAUUCUCUUGCCUGGAGGAGCUGUGUUCAUAGAUGAGGCUGACUCGAUGGGUAAACCAGAUCUCACCAAUGACUCUGUGCAGAGUGCAUAUCACAUUUUCGAUUUAGCCAUCGAGAUGAAUGCAGCGGGCAAAUAUUUUCCGAUUUGGGGCACCUGCUUGUUGCUUAUGAUUCGUUCUGCUAAAAGCAAAGAGAUUCGCACUGAAUGUGAGAAUAUGCUGAAAACUUUACCUUUAGAGUUGACAGACGAUUGGAGGAAUUCGUCCCUGCUUCAACGAUUACCGACAGCAAUGUGCGAGGAGAUGAGACAAAGAAAUUUCGCCUGCCAUCAACACAGAUAUUGCAUACCUAAAAAGAAUUUUGAAGUUUUUAAAUUGUUUAAUGAUUGGCGAAUCUUGGCCACACGCUUUGAUACCAAUUCAAACCAGGAGUAUAUAACCCUCAUAGAGCAUCGUCGUUACCCCAUUUUUGGUUGCCAGUUUCAUCCGGAACGAAUGGCCUUUGAACAACAAUUUAUCGUCGAUAAGGUCAAUUCUCCACGGAUUUGUAUCGAAUUGGCCCAGUUUCUAGGCAACACUUUUGUUGAUGCCUGCCGACACAAUGGUAAUCGUUUUGGUAGCUCGGAAGAAAAAUUCCGACAUCUUAUCUGGAAUUGGCAAUCAGUUUAUAGCGGUGACAUCAAAGACUCCCAUUGGUUCCAGUGUUAUCUCUUUGAAAAAAAUGAAGACUAUCCCAUGCCUAACAUAUCUCCAAAUAUUAAAACUUAGUCGGUUUGAGUUUUUAACAUAGAAGCUAAAAUAUUUCAUAUUAAAUAAAAUUCAAUUAAUUAUAAAAACUCCCCUAUUGAUCCGCAAAUAGGGUUGGAGUGUAAUUUACAAGCAAUAAUAAA